GAUACACCGUGUAUAUCAGUCUAUAAGAGAAAAUAAAUAGGGACUGAGAUACAGGGCUACUGCUGAAGAGCAAAGUGCAACGGGGGGUUAAAAAUUUUAGGGAGAAGAAGCUCUAACCCUGUUACAGGUUAUUGCUGAAGAUGCUCAGACCCUUUGGCUUCCGGCUUUUUCUUAACAAGUGUUCGUGUCGGCGUCAACUCUGACUCGCAACGCUUGAGGGGAAAAAAAAAAGAGAGUCCAGUUGGUCAAGCCACGAGCCGUUGGAUACGUACGGCUCGGCUCCCAUCUCCAUCCGGCCGGGGGCCGGCCGCCCGGCCGUCCCAAACUCUCGACCGAGCCUCUCCCACCAUUUCGCGACGGCGGCGCAAGUCAGCCGCCGGCGAUAUGUCUCCUGCCCCUCCCGUCCUUGUACUUGUACUCUCCUCCAUGCUUUAAUCGCUCCCUUCCCCUGGCUUGCGGGCUUGCGGCACAGCGCGCUCCAUUCACACCCCACCCCACCCCAGCCCCGCCGCCGCCGCCUCCACGGACCAUGGAAACCGCUGCUUCCACCGAGCAGGCGAACUGCAAAUAGGAGCUGGUGAUGACCCUGUAAAUGGUGAUGUGGCAGCUGACGGUUACCACAAGUACAAGGAGGAUAUCAAAUUAAUGAAGGAGACUGGGCUGGAUGCUUAUAGGUUCUCUAUCUCUUGGUCAAGGCUUAUUCCUAACGGAAGAGGAGAAGUCAAUCCAAAAGGAUUAGCAUACUACAAUAAUCUCAUCAAUGAACUUCUUGAUCAUGGAAUUCAACCACAUGUGACAAUGUUCCAUUAUGAUCUUCCUCAAAUCCUUGAAGAUGAAUAUGAUGGAUGGUUGAGUCCUCAAAUCAUUGGUGAUUUCACAGCAUAUGCAGAUGUGUGCUUUAGGGAGUUUGGGGAUAGGGUUACCAAUUGGACCACUUUAAAUGAACCCAAUGCUUUAGUUGCGCUUGGUUAUGACUCUGGGAUCGGGCCACCAGGGAGGUGUUCUAAACCAUUUGGUGAUUGUUCCCGUGGGAACUCUGUAGACGAGCCAUACAUUGUAGCUCAUAAUUGCUUGUUGGCUCAUAGCUCAGCUGUAUCAUUGUACAAGAGAAAGUAUCAGGCAAAGCAAAAAGGACUCAUUGGCAUCAAUUUAUACAUAUAUAACAUUUUACCUUUUACAAACUCAACAGAAGAUAUAGCUGCAACGAAAAGAGCACGGGCCUUCUACACAGGCUGGUUCUUGGAUCCUCUUUAUCAUGGCGAUUACCCCCUUUUAAUGAAGGAGAACACUGGCUCCAAGUUGCCAAUUUUUUCUCAAAACCAAUCUGAACAACUAAUCAACUCCGUUGACUUUCUUGGUAUCAAUUACUACAAAAUAAUUUACGUGAAGGAUGAUCCGCAGAAUGGUCCUAUCAACAAAAGCGAUUAUGUAGCUGAUAUGUCUGCUAAAGCAAUACUUGCAAGCGAUUCUACCACUGGGUUCCAUGUGCUGGGUUUUGGUCUUCAGGAAGAACUUGAAUAUUUGAAGCAAUCUUAUGGUAAUCCUCCUAUCUGUAUCCAUGAGAAUGGUGAUGACCCUGUAGAUGGUAGUGUGGCAGCUGACGGCUACCACAAGUACAAGGAGGAUAUCAAAUUAAUGAAGGAGACUGGGCUGGAUGCUUAUAGGUUCUCUAUCUCUUGGUCAAGGCUUAUUCCUAACGGAAGAGGAGAAGUCAAUCCAAAAGGAUUAGAAUACUACAAUAAUCUCAUCAAUGAACUUCUUGAUCAUGGAAUUCAACCGCAUGUGACAAUGUUCCAAUAUGAUCUUCCUCUAAUCCUUGAAGAUGAAUAUGAUGGAUGGUUGAGUCCUCAAAUCAUUGAUGAUUUCACAGCAUAUGCAGAUGUGUGCUUUAGGGAGUUCGGGGAUAGGGUUACCAAUUGGACUACUCUAAAUGAACCCAAUGCUUUAGUAUCACUUGGUUAUGAUGCUGGGAUCGGGCCACCAGGGAGGUGUUCUAAACCCUUUGGUGACUGUUCAUGUGGGAACUCUGUAGACGAGCCAUACAUUGUAGCUCAUAAUUGCUUGUUGGCUCAUAGCUCAGCUGUAUCAUUGUACAGAAGAAAGUAUCAGGCAAAGCAAAAAGGACUUAUUGGCAUGAAUAUAUUUAUAUAUGACAUUUUACCUUUUACAAACUCAACAGAAGAUAAAGCUGCAGCGAAAAGAGCACAAGCCUUCUACACAGGCUGGUUCUUGGAUCCUCUUUAUUUUGGCGAUUACCCCCUUGUAAUGAAGGAGAACACUGGAUCCAAGUUGCCAAAAUUUUCUGAAAACCAAUCUGAACAACUAAUCAACUCCGUUGACUUUCUUGGUAUCAAUUACUACGCGAUAAUGCACGUGAAGGAUAAUCCGCAUGAUGCUCCUAGCAACAGAAGAGAUUUCAUGGCUGAUAUGUCUGCUAAAGCAAUAUUUCCAAGCAAUUCCACCACUGGUUUCUAUGUACCCGGUUUUGGUCUUCAGGAAGUGCUUGAAUAUUUGAAGCAAUCUUAUGGUAAUCCUCCUAUCUGUAUCCAUGAGAAUGGAUAUCCAAUGCAUCAAGAUGUGGUAUUUGAUGAUGGCCCUAGGGUGGAGUUCUUGAGUACACACCUUAGAAGCCUACUUGUUGCUGUCAGGAAUGGUUCAAAUACUAGGGGCUACUUCAUGUGGUCACUGAUGGACAUGUAUGAGCUACUCAGUGUCCGGGACACAUAUGGGCUCUAUUACGUGGAUUUUGCUGACAGGGAUCUGAAGAGGUAUCCAAGGAGCUCUGCGAUCUGGUACGCAGAUUUUCUGAAAGGCACAAGUGACUCAAGGUACACGAAGGGAUUUUCCGACCACUAGCUGUCGAUGUCUAGUGUUCUCCAUUGGCAGUGUUGUUGUGUACUCCCUUUCCUUCGUUUCUAAAUACUUGUUGUGGUUUUAGUGUUUAAAGAAGGAAUCCCACACUGUAUGCCUUCACCUGUACUGCAUAUUCUAAAACAAUAUUACUCCGUAUUAAAACUGUAUCACCCUUUACCA
Molecule: messenger RNA, 3033 nt
Organism: Brachypodium distachyon (stiff brome)
Lineage: Eukaryota; Viridiplantae; Streptophyta; Magnoliopsida; Poales; Poaceae
Product: cyanidin 3-O-glucoside 7-O-glucosyltransferase (acyl-glucose)
Exons: 21
Coding region: 646-2856 (736 amino acids)
Biological process (GO): carbohydrate metabolic process
Molecular function (GO): beta-glucosidase activity
Source: RefSeq, a predicted model, not a curated record